AAGUGGAGAAAAGUUUUCGGACCCCCUCCCCUGUAUGUUUUUGUUGGGGGAAAAAGUUGUUGGUAGUGAACGAUAGGUCGUGUGAAUGUAGCGGGUCCGUCGUUUCUUUCGCCCCUCGGUAACAAUGCGGGGCAGUGCGAGUGUUUUACUGUUUUAAGAGUCGGUAGAGAGAGAGAGAGAGAGAGCAGGCUUUACGCGUUCACGUCCUCUGGCUCGGACCGAAAAAAUCUCAGUGGCCAUCAUCGUUUCACCUCUGAGCCGAGUCUCGUUAGCCACCUAGCCUAGCCGCGAGCUAACUACCCAACCAGCCUAACGCCACCUCGCCGCGUAUAGUGCGCUUCUUGUGGGGAGGGGGGGACUUCCAGCUUUGGGAGAAAAGCAGACCGCAGAGAUGGCGGAAACCAAAAUAAUUUACCACAUCGACGAAGAGGAGACGCCGUAUUUGGUGAAGAUACCCAUCGCUGCGGAAAAUAUCACUUUGCUGGAUUUUAAACAGGUCUUGAACAAGCCGAACUACAAAUUCUUCUUCAAGUCUAUGGACCAGGACUUCGGGGUGGUGAAGGAAGAGAUUUCCGACGACAGCGCCAAGCUGCCAUGUUUCAACGGCCGAGUGGUUUCAUGGUUGGUAUCUUCGGACACGCCGACAGCGGAGCCUCCGGUGGCGGCGGUUCCUCCCGUGGAAACGACGACCCAGCCUUCGCCCCCUCCUCCGCCCCUCCCACCCCCACCCGCGGAGAGGACCGGGGGCAUCGGGGAUUCCAGGCCGCCGUCCUUCCACCCCAACGCGACGGGCAGUGUGGAGACCUUGGACGACCAGACUGAAACGGAGUCUGUAGUUUCCUUCAGGAGGGAGCGACCUCGGCACAGAGAGAGCAUGGAGCCUCACGGGCCGCGCAUGAACGGCCAGACUCGACUGGAGCGCCACCUGGCGGGAUACGAGAGCUCCAGCACGGUGAUGAGCAGCGAGCUGGAAACCACCAGCUUCUGUGACUCCGAGGAUGACGACACCAUGAGCAGGUUCAGCAGUGCAACAGAGCAGAGCACCGCCUCCAGGCUCCUUAAACGCCACCGCAGACGCAGGAAACAGCGCCCCCCACGUCUGGAGAGGGCCUCCUCCUUCAGCAGUGUGACAGACUCCACGAUGUCCUUGAACAUCAUCACCGUCACUCUCAACAUGGAGAAGUACAAUUUCUUGGGCAUCAGCAUCGUGGGCCAGAGCAAUGAAAGGGGGGACGGAGGCAUCUACAUCGGCUCCAUCAUGAAGGGAGGAGCUGUGGCUGCAGAUGGACGCAUCGAACCGGGAGACAUGCUGCUGCAGGUGAAUGACAUCAACUUUGAGAACAUGAGUAACGACGAUGCAGUGCGGGUGCUGAGGGAGAUCGUACACAAGCCAGGGCCCAUCAUCCUGACGGUGGCUAAGUGCUGGGACCCGUCUCCUCAGGGCUACUUCACUCUGCCUCGCAACGAGCCGAUCCGACCCAUUGACCCGGCAGCGUGGGUGAGCCACUCCGUGGCUAUGACCGGGGUCUACCCCCCCUUCCCGGGCAGCUCGUCUCUCAGCACCAUCACCUCCUCCUCCUCCGUCACCGAGACCGAACGUUUCGAUGACUUCAACUUAUCCCUGCACUCUGACAUGGCAUCUGUUGCCAAGGCCAUGGCCUCGCCAGAGUCCGGUCUGGAGGUCAGGGACCGCAUGUGGCUUAAGAUCACCAUCCCCAACGCUUUCCUCGGCUCGGACGUAGUGGAGUGGCUCUUCCACCACAUCGAGGGGUUCCAGGACCGCCGGGAAGCCAGGAAGUACGCCAGCAACCUGCUGAAGGCCGGCUUCAUCCGACACACCGUCAACAAGAUCACCUUCUCCGAACAGUGUUACUACGUCUUCGGAGAUUUAAGCGACUGUGAGAACUACAUGGCCAACCUUUCCCUGAACGACAACGACGGCUCCAGUGGGGCCUCGGACCAGGACACGUUGGCCCCCCUGCCUCUCCCGGGGGCCUCCCCGUGGCCCAUGAUGCACACCUUCCCUUAUCAGCCCUACCCGACGCAUGCCUUCUCCAGCCAGCCGCCUCCGUACCACGAGCUCACCAGCUACAGCUACGCCCCCGGCAGCACCGGCAGCCAGCACAGUGAAGGGAGCCGGAGCAGCGGCUCGACGAGAAGCGAGGGCGAGCGACGUCGCAGCACUAAAGGCCCGGGCAGCACCGUGGGCGGAGGGGAGAAAUCCCCCUCAGGCGCGGGCGUAGAAGGCGGCGGCGGGGCCGACUCACGCUCCGGUAGCGGCAGUGAAUCCGAGUACUCCACCCGCAGCAGCCUGAGGCGCGGCCACAGCUCGGCCGCGCCUAGCGAGCACAGCCACGCCUCCUCCCAACGCUCGCAUCAUCACCGCAUCCCCCAGCAGCCCCACAUGUCUCCCUACCCGCCGGGCAUCCUUCCUUACAACCCCAUGAUGGUGAUGAUGGUGCCCCAGCACGCGCACCAGGCCAUGGCGGCCGCGCACGCUCUUCCUCACACGCAGCAGAUGGCCACGGCCCCCAUGCACCCGACUCUACUCGCGCUCCCCUCCUCCACCCCAGGGGGGCCCCCCGGCGCCCCGCCCACUCGAGACCUGGGCGCCGUGCCCCCCGAGCUGACUGCCUCUCGCCAGUCGUUCCACCUGGCCAUGGGGAACCCCAGCGAGUUCUUCGUGGAUGUCAUGUAGUUGUAGUUGUUUUUUCUGUCUCGGUGGUGUUGAGUGACCAUUCAUGUGAAGGUAGUGUACGGUUCACACUUGUUUUGACGCGGAUCUGGUGGUUAGACUUUUGAGCUUACAAGUGCCUAUUGGAUUAAGGGCACUUGUUACAAAUUUGGUGAGAACAGGGUUUAACACUGACAAAUAAUUGGGGUAUUGUCUGACUAUCUCAACACAUUUUCUCUUAUUAAAAUCCACUACAUCACGGUUAUUUUUCCAAAACCUAAAUCCAGAAAGACCAGUUCUACUUUCUUACCUCAGUGGUGAGCUAGUUUUUCCUCAAAAAACAAACUUUCAGUGCAACAUUUUAAAUUGCCCAUCAGAGCUGCUCAGCACCCUGGCUUUUUUCAAAACCGAAAUCCAAUAUUUUAGGAAGGGAAGCACCUUCAACAAACCAGCUAUGAAUGUCAGAGCUGUCUAUCCAGGAAGCGCAUGGACCACCGUUUAACACUAGAGGGCGCCAGAUACACCGCGUACUUGAAAAGGAUGCAAUCCUGUAUACAACAUCUGGUUCAUCAUGCCAGAUCGGUUGGCAGCACGGGACUAUAUUGAGUGCCUUACUCAUUUUUUUUUUUUUUUUUUUUUUUUUUUUUUUUAGAGACAUUUUCACACUCCAGGUACAUGAAAUAACUCCUUUUUGUUCCAGCAUUGUUUGACAAUGAUCUUCUCUGUAUAUAUCUCCUAUGUAAAUGCAAACAAUACAGAACAGCGAGCUCUAAUGUGAAAAGAAAAUAGGUCCAAAAAAUGUCAGGUGAACUUGUGUUUAGUAAUCACUGUCUAGGCCGAGUCGUCGGUACUAAUACGUGCAUACAAAAACGCAGAGUGGUACUUCUUGAUUACAUUCAGUGUAUAUCUUAAGUAACUGUGAUCCAAAUGCCCCCAUGCUUAUUUUCAUGUAACUGACUUGCCUUAUUCACCCAUUUCAUUUUUUUUUUUUUGUAUGACUAUAUAAAUCAUGUAUAACCGAACUAUUAAGGUGCUAAAUGAAGAUUCAACAUUUCAAAAAAAAGUGAUUGACGGUGUCAUUGUUUGAUUUCAUAUCGCCACCUUUUGUUUGUGUACUUGAGAAUAAAUUUGAUACUUACAUGCUG
Molecule: messenger RNA, 3819 nt
Organism: Anarrhichthys ocellatus (wolf-eel)
Lineage: Eukaryota; Metazoa; Chordata; Actinopteri; Perciformes; Anarhichadidae
Gene: dvl2
Product: dishevelled segment polarity protein 2
Exons: 15
Coding region: 392-2698 (768 amino acids)
Biological process (GO): intracellular signal transduction; canonical Wnt signaling pathway
Cellular component (GO): cytosol
Molecular function (GO): frizzled binding
Source: RefSeq, a predicted model, not a curated record